Messenger RNA from Fundulus heteroclitus (mummichog), 1421 nucleotides. It is a transcript of the gene tor3a, whose product is annotated as torsin family 3, member A. The transcript has 6 exons. Gene Ontology annotation, molecular function: ATP binding; ATP hydrolysis activity. Gene Ontology annotation, cellular component: endoplasmic reticulum lumen; nuclear envelope. The record is from RefSeq and is a predicted model, not a curated record. Bases 171 to 1277 code for a protein of 368 amino acids. NCBI's taxonomy places the organism in Eukaryota, Metazoa, Chordata, Actinopteri, Cyprinodontiformes, Fundulidae.
AUUAUUCACAGCAGGGACGGCGGUGUGGGCGGAGACCGGACACCCCCCUUUCCCUUCCCUUCCGCACACAGCCACAUCAGGCCGCCGCCCUGGAAGCUGGGUGGGUUUAAAUAACCGGGAGAGGAGCUCCGCCGGCCUGUGCCUCCCCGCCCCUCCGCCGCGCUCCCCCCAUGUCUGCCUGCUGGCUGCUGCUGCCUCUCAUCUGCGCCCUGUCCGCGGAGGCCGACAUCUUCCCGCUGGACAGCAUCAGCAACGUCUCCACCUACUACUUCAACUACUUCUACUGCAACAUCUGGGAGGGCGAGUGUCAGCCCCACCAGGACGAUGCCUCGCAGCAAGUUCCCGUCGGGGACCUGUGGCCGGGCUUCCCCCAGGACUACACCGGCCUGCUGCAUCAGUGGUACUGCAGCCUGGGCCAGUGCUGCGAGUCUGGAGACUGCAGGAUAACCAACAACAUCACAGGGUUGGCCAAGGACCUGCAGACCAAGCUCCACGGGCAACACCUGGUCCAGUCCGUGGUCCUCAAAGCGGUCCAGGGUUUCAUCAACAGCCCCGAGUCCAACAAGCCCCUGACGCUCUCCUUCCACGGCUGGACCGGAACCGGCAAGAACUUCGUGGCCCGUCUCGUCGCCGACAACCUGUACCGGGACGGGGUGAAGAGCGAGUGCGUCCGUCUGUUCAUCGCCCCGUUCCACUUCCCACACGCCAGGCUGCUGGACACGUACAAGGGUCAGCUGAGGGAAGCCAUCCGCGACUUGGUGCUGCGCUGCCCGCAGACUCUGUUCAUCUUCGACGAGGCCGAGAAGCUCCACCCGGGCCUCAUCGACGCCAUCAAGCCCUACAUGGACCACUAUGACAACGUGGACGGGGUUAGCUACCGAAGAGCCAUCUUCAUCUUCCUCAGCAACAUAGGCGGCGCAACAAUAAACGACGUGGCACUGGAUUUCUGGCACUCGGGUCAGAACCGGGAGGACAUCGGCAUGGAGGACCUGGAGCAUCGGCUUCGAGCUGAAACUCUGGAGACCCAAGGGGGGUUUGCUCAGAGUGAGCUGAUGUCGGACCACCUGAUUGACUUCUUCGUGCCGUUCCUGCCUCUGGAGUACCGUCACGUUAAGCUCUGCGCACGAGACGCCUAUGCAGCGCGGGGCCUAGAGGCAGACGAAGCAACACUGGAUGAGGUUGCCAAGGCGAUGCUGUAUGUGCCCAAGGAGGAGAGACUCUUCUCAGCCCAAGGAUGCAAGUCCAUCCCUCAGAGGAUCAACUUCUUUCUCCCCUAGAAGGAGAGAGAGCGAGAGCAAGAGAGAGAGAGACGCAGCGACCUGGAGGAGGCGUUACGAUUGCUUUUUCGGCCCAUCUGCGUACAGAGCCAAGGAGCGUCUCCAUCACUCCGUUCUGUGCACUAACCCCCCCUCCCCAUACAG